AUGAAUGUCACUGACCUGGAAUUGCCUUUGAAAUCACACCAGCUCCCAGGACCUAUUGAAAAGCAGUUUUUCAAAUGGCAAGUUGACACCGGCAGUAAUAUCCAGCUGCUUCAGUACCGGCCGGCGACCGCUAGCUGGUAUUUCCACCGACUCCGGCGCGAGCAAGAGGAGACAGCAGGGGAAUUCUGCUGUCAAACCACGUCUAUCCGGAACGUAGGAAGAGCAGCUCAGGAAAUGAGUUGCGCUCAUAGAUCAGUGCGCUCAGAAACGCCCGGUGGGAUGGAGCAGCCGCCGCCACGCGCGGCCCCGCAGCACGGGCGCGGCGAGGGCGGCGAGGGCUCCUCGUACGGCGACGUGGGCGUCAAGGUGGAGAGCCCGCCCUUCGCCAUCCCCGUGCCCGGCGCCCACGGCUUUAAAGAAAUCAGUGCUCCGGCUAUUACCCCACCUCUCGGCCAGCCCAAAAGAUCAAAAAAGCGCCAUACAAAUUUAACACUGGAUAAAAUGAUGGAAAAAUUCCUGCAGCAGAGUGUGGAUACAGAAGAGAAAUUUUACAGAUACGAAGAGCAGAGGCUCAAAAUUGAGGACAAGCGUCGAGAAGCUGAGCACGCCCGAGAGCUCCAGAUGUUGCAAAUGUUGGGACAGAUGUUGGCAGGAAUUUCUUCCACAGUGUCACAGAGGUCACAGUCGCUGCCAGCAAGUCCACCUCAGAGAGCAAACCACCGUUCAUAUGGGGAUAACUUUAAUUAUAAUGCUAUGGCAGCAGCACUUUCUCCACCGAUAGUUAUAGAGAGGUCUUUUUCACUGCACAAAACACACACUCUAAAGGACAUGGAGAAUAUUUUCCAACUGGUGCGCAACGUUAUCCCCCCUCUAACGGGGAAAAGGCAUAAAGGUCAAGAUGGGCGCAUAGGCAUCGUUGGAGGAUGUCAAGAAUACACAGGAGCACCGUAUUUUGCUGCAAUUACAGCUCUGAAAGUGGGUGCAGAUUUAUCCCACGUGUUUUGUACCAAAGACGCAGCAACUGUAAUUAAAUCAUAUAGUCCAGAGCUGAUUGUUCAUCCAGUUCUUGAUAGUCCCAAUGCUGUCCAUGAGGUGGAAAAAUGGCUACCACGACUGCACUCAGUUGUCAUAGGACCUGGCUUAGGCAGAGAUGAGACUCUGCUUGAGAAUGCUAAGGGUAUUAUAGAAAAAUCGAAGAUGAAAGGAAUUCCAAUCAUUAUUGAUGCUGAUGGACUGUGGCUCAUUUCCCAGCAGCCUUCUCUCAUUCAAGGCUACCAGAGAGCUAUUCUUACUCCCAACUAUAUGGAGUUUAGCAGACUAUAUGAAGCMAUGCUUAGAGACCCCGUGGACAGCAGUGACCAUCAUGGGUGUGUGUUAAGGCUCAGCCAAGCCAUGGGGAAUUUGACAGUGGUUCAAAAGGGAGAGCGGGAUCUGAUCUCAGAUGGAGAGAAAGUGGUUGUGUGCGGCCACGAGGGCAGCGGCCGGCGCUGCGGCGGCCAGGGCGACCUCCUGGCGGGCUCCCUCGGCGUCCUGGCGCACUGGGCCUUCCUCGCCGGAGCGGAGCGCACCAACGGUCAGAACCCGUUCCUGGUGGCGGCGUUUGGAGCGUGCUCCCUCACGAGGCAGUGCAACAGCCAGGCCUUCCAGAAGCUGGGCCGCUCCAUGACCGCCUCCGACAUGGUGGCCGAGGUCGGCGCCGCCUUCGGCAAACUCUUCGAGACCUGAAGCCAAAGCAGCAGCCGGGCGGGAAGGCGAGCGCCGCGACGGCAGGAGUCGCCGCACUGACACGAGGGUGGACCCCGGGAGCGCACCCCGUCGAGUGCUGUAGCAGCGUUCGGGUAGGCUAGCUAGAUUUUUUUCUUCUUAUUUUUAAGAAUAGAAAAUAUGAUUAAUGUAGAUAUUUUUUAAGAGUUUGGAAUACAAAAAUGUUUUGGCUGAAAUAAGCUGUAGUGGCAGAUCUGUUAUAAUAUAAUAAAACUAAACUUUAAGUAUUCCUCUGUUCUUUUUCAUAGUUAACUGAGCAAUAACUAAAAUUGUGAACUGCAGAAAAAUGCACUUGAUGUUUAGAUGAAGGUAAAACUGCCACCAGCUCGGUUGAGCUGCGUGGCGCGCACCAAGGUUGUCGGGAUUUCCUCUGUAGACUCUGUGUCUAGAAUUAGCGAUUGCACUUCAUGUUUUCCUCAUGUUAAUAUAGGAGAAAAAAGCAAAAAGCCUCUUUGGAAAGGGAAGGCGGGAGAGUUGCUGUAGAUUUUGAAUGUACGUAGUUGCCUCCGGCCGUUCCCAGCCCUCGAGGCUGCCUUCGUGUUGACAGCGCGUCCCCUCCUUGCAGUGUGGGAAAACCCAGCAAGCACCCGGAACAGGGCUGCGCCGGAGCGGGAUUUGUUAGCUCUAGAGUU
This is a messenger RNA of Nothoprocta perdicaria, 2396 nucleotides long. RefSeq names its product NAD(P)HX dehydratase (gene NAXD). The record is from RefSeq and is a predicted model, not a curated record. The transcript is spliced from 13 exons. Gene Ontology annotation, biological process: metabolite repair. Gene Ontology annotation, molecular function: ATP-dependent NAD(P)H-hydrate dehydratase activity. NCBI's taxonomy places the organism in Eukaryota, Metazoa, Chordata, Aves, Tinamiformes, Tinamidae. The coding region runs from base 1 to 1725 and encodes 574 amino acids.